AUGUCGAGCAGCCUCCGUCCUCCUGACCUCCUGAUGGUGGAGCAGAGCGACCUGACGGCGAGGGCACGUACCACAUGUGUUCAUGAAUACGCCUCGAGCAGCAGGUCCCUGGUUUCAGUCCUGGCCAGGGGAACAUCUACUGGAUGCGACCCUUUCACCCAGACUCAGCGCAGCAAACUGCAGCACAGACGAGCUCGCAUCAACCAGCAGAUCAACAAGGAGAUGCUCAUGAGAGCAGGAGCAGAGAAUCUGUUCAGGGCGACGACCAACAACAAGGUGAGGGAGACUGUUGCUCUGGAGCUCAGCUUCGUCAACUCCAACCUGCAGCUGCUGAAGGAAGAACUGGAGGAGCUCAACAGCAACAUGGAGGUUUACCAGACCGACAGUGAGGCUGUCAACGUUCCCAUGAUCCCACUCGGCCUAAAAGAAACCAAAGAGGUGGACUUCACACUUUCCGUCCAGGACUUCAUCUGCGAGCACUACGGAGAGGACAGCUCUCUGUACGACAAGGAGCUCAAAGAGCUUAUGGAGCUCAGACAGGCCAUGCGUACACCCAGUCGUAACCAGGCCGGUCUGGAGCUGCUGAUGGAGUACUACAACCAGCUGUACUACCUGGACCAGCGCUUCUUUCCUCCACUCAGGAACCUCGGCGUUCACUUCCACUGGUACGACUCUCUGACCGGCGUCCCGUCGUGUCAGCGUGCGUUGGCCUUCGAGAAAGGAAGCGUGUUGUUCAACAUCGGCGCCCUGUACACGCAGAUGGGAGCACGGCAGGACCGCUCUGCAACAGCUGGGAUAGACAGAGCGAUCGAUGCCUUUCAGAGAGCUGCAGGUACAGAAACAACACAAUCACACACGUGA
Paralichthys olivaceus (Japanese flounder) is the source of this 861-nucleotide messenger RNA. The record is from RefSeq and is a predicted model, not a curated record. NCBI's taxonomy places the organism in Eukaryota, Metazoa, Chordata, Actinopteri, Pleuronectiformes, Paralichthyidae.